AUGGCAACCAACGCCUCCGAUGCCACCUCAGCAUUUCCUGCAGAUAAAACCGGAGAAAAAUCGAUUUCCUCCAGCUGUUGGCUAAUGGCUACAGGCGGAGGUGAAGGCGCCAACACUGGGUGCUGGGGGGCGCGGGGCCGAGAUAAGCCGUCGGCGCAGGAUGAGGUCGCGUUGAAACGAGAGAGAAUUUAUGAGGGUGUUCUCGUUCUAGCGGGGGUGAGGCCGCUCGCGCGGACCACGCGUGUUGUCAUAAAACCGUAG
Molecule: messenger RNA, 261 nt
Organism: Arctia plantaginis
Lineage: Eukaryota; Metazoa; Arthropoda; Insecta; Lepidoptera; Erebidae
Source: the annotation of a GenBank genome assembly